AUGAAUCCAGCAACACAGUUGGGGUGUAAAUUUCUAUCAAUGCUUCAGUCUAUGAUGUUUCUUUUAUGGAGUUUUCUCGUCAUUUGUUUAUGUUAUGUGGCGUGGUUGAAGCAUGAGAGCUAUAAAACUAAUAAGCUGUUUAGAGAGCAAGGAAUCAAAGGUCCUCCACCUUCUCUGCUGCUGGGAAACAUACCAGAAAUGGAGAGAAUGGUUUCUCAAAAUUCUGAAACUCCACAGAUAGAUGGUCCCUUAAUUGUCUUACCCUAUCUCAAGCAUUGGACCAAAAACUAUGGUAAGUUAUUCAAGUUUGCAGUUGGUGGAAUACAAUUGUUGUACGUGAAUAAUCUGAGCAUAGUGAGAGAAAUAAAUCUGUUCACAUCAUGUGAACUUGGAAAACCAGCUUAUCUACAAAAUGACAGGGGAGUUCUCUUAGGCAAGGGCCUUAAUACUGCAAACGGUGAUGUUUGGUAUCAUCAAAGAAAGACCAUUGCCCCUCAACUCUACAUGCACAAGGUUAAGAAUAUGGUGAAUCUGAUGGUGGAAUCUGGUAGUAUGCUAGUUAAAGCAUGGGAGAAGAUAAUAGACAGAGAAAGUGAGGGUGGAAUCAUUGAUAUAGUGGUGGAUGAGCAUGUGAGAAUCUUCACUACUUAUAUUGCCUCAAAAAUAAUAUUUGGAAGUGAUCAUCACAAAGGAAUUAAAGUAUUUCCCGAGUGUCAUGAACUCCUCAAGGCUAUGGGUGAAACCACAACUCUUGGGAUUCCUUUACUAAGGUAUGUAUAACUUUCACCUUUUUCUAUACAAUUAGUCUAAUUGGAAUUUGAAUUCAAGACAUCAUAAUUUUAAAAACAAUUCGA
Messenger RNA from Manihot esculenta (cassava), 854 nucleotides. Its product is annotated as cytochrome P450 714C2. The coding region runs from base 1 to 780 and encodes 259 amino acids. Gene Ontology annotation, molecular function: oxidoreductase activity, acting on paired donors, with incorporation or reduction of molecular oxygen; iron ion binding; monooxygenase activity. Lineage: Eukaryota; Viridiplantae; Streptophyta; Magnoliopsida; Malpighiales; Euphorbiaceae. The record is from RefSeq and is a predicted model, not a curated record. The transcript is spliced from 3 exons.